UGCCCCGAAAUUCAACCUUGCCCGACCCUUUUCACCCUCACCACUACGCCUCCACGGCCAGUGUUUGGUCGCCAUAACCAUGACGACGGGCGGCUGUUGCCACCUGCCUGGCUCUCUGUGUGACUGCGCGAGCAACCCCGGUGUGUGGAAGAGCGUGGAGGAAGCCGGCGGCGACGGGUGUCAGGCGCUCUACGUCACCCAGGUCACAGCCAUAGACGGACGGCUGCUCUCAUCUGUUCUCAAACCCAUGAGCACACAGAGUGAUGGUCCCAUCUGCCGUAUUUGCCACGAAGGAGGCGGCAGUGAGACUCUGCUGUCUCCGUGCGACUGCACAGGCACCCUGGGCACGGUGCACAAGAGCUGCCUGGAGAAGUGGCUGUCAUCUUCCAACACCAGCUACUGUGAGCUCUGCCACACGGAGUUCAACACGGAGCGCCGGCCGAGGCCUCUCACAGAGGUAACAAAGUGGCUGCAGGAUCCCGGCCCUCGUAACGAGAAGAGGACGCUGUUCUGCGACAUGGUGUGUUUCCUGUUUAUCACGCCCCUAGCAGCCAUUUCAGGCUGGCUGUGUCUGCGGGGCGCUCAGGACCAUCUUCAGCUGGGGAGCUGGCUGCAGGCCGUGGGCCUCAUAGCCCUCACCAUCGCCCUCUUCACCAUCUAUGUCCUGUGGACCCUGGUGUCUUUCCGCUACCACUGUCAGCUGUACUCCGAGUGGAGACGAACAAAUCAGAAAGUACGUCUGCUCAUCCCCGAAGCCAAGGAGUCUAAAUCUUCCCAGCAUUCCUUGCUCUCUGCCAAACUGAUGAAGAAGUCUGCCAAUGAGAGUAUAGUAUGAGACCAAAUUGGAGAUGGUUGAUGAGGAGGACGAUGGUGUCUUGUUAUGAGCAGGGGGCUGAUUGUUGCCUGCCAGCCAGCCUUUAAAAAAAAAAAAAAAAAAAAAGCACUUGCUGUUGCUUUUUUCCGAAAAGAAAAAAGUCUUUGCCCCAUCAGUACUUAAUUCACAUCACUUUUUAAACAUAAAUCUGUCCCCUUGUGGGUGCAGACAUGAGCACAUCUGGGUGUUGACCAAGCAAAGGCACUGCGGAACCUAACAGCACAUGUGCAGAGACCGUUACAGAGACAAAGGGAACAGUCGCAUCAUCAAAGAUACGAUGAUGACAUUAAAUAUCCGAGACAGUAGAAUGAGAAAUGACCAAACUAACUUGUUUAGUGGACUGUGAAAUGUUUUAAUUAUUCUUUCAACGACCCAUCGAUGGUCCUCGGAUGACAGAGGAGUGCAGCAGCUCCAUUCAUUGUCCCGCUGCGAUGAUGAAAGUGUGUAAACUGCUAGAUACUCGUCAUAUCUCGGCAUGCCCUUACCUACAUAGGCCUUGCAUUCUCAGCACAACGUUUGCCCGUCGGGGAGCUCUUUCCAGCAAUUAUUGUCUGAUCCCGUGUUAAUCCGUAAAGGAUUUUUUGAUUUCAUCACAAUCCAGAUGCCAGUAAUGCUGUUUGAGAUGAAAUGUUAAUUUAGCACAAGGCUAUUGGACUUUCUUUUUGUUAGUUUUUUUUAUCCUACAUCUGUUUUUUUACAUCUCAACCAAGAGUGGAUGGCAGCACAGCAUUAGGAAAGCCAGAGAUAAGAGUGCAAUAAAACACUGUGGACAUUGAGGUCUUCACAGCACAUGAAGACUCUCUAAACAUGCACAGUUAUGCAUGCAAGCACUGUUGAUCAUUUGGGGGAUUUUUUAUUUUUAAUUUUGUUAGUAUAUUAUCAAACAACAAAAACUUUAACCACUAAUGAAUGACCAGAUUUACUCCUCCUACUGCAGUAGGGUUUGACAGUGUCCUCAUCGAGGUUCUUGUAUUAUCAGCACAUAGCAAGUAGGUCGUUUAUAGACCGAUAUGAAGCUCUAUCAAAAGAGUGUUGGGUGAAUGAUGCAGUGUACUGAAGCAUCCUUUAAACUGCCUGUUAAAGUACUUAAUUAUCGCUAUUUUGUUCUGUUUCAUUUUUUUUAAAACGACACGCAUAUCUUUGUUUAAGUUUCCAUAAUCACAUCAGGAUUCAGGGAAACGUCCUGCAAGCAUUUAUCACUGAAGUCAAACGUUACCGUCUCUUAUCGAGAUGGAGAAAAAACAUGUUCUGUUCUGGUGUUUAGAGCUAGUCAACUUUUCCCACCAACAUUGUUUGUCAUGGUGGGUACAUUAUGCAAGCACCACUGAGGCUUAGUCGGAUUUUAGCUUUGUUUUCUUUUCUUUUUUCUUUCAAGGAAGCCACUUGAUGCGUGUGUGCUUUUCUAAAUGUCUUUUUUGGGUUGCAAACAUGCCCUCAUUAUGUUAUGAUGUUACUGAGCGGACUCAUUUGGGUCUGUAUUGUUUGUGUCUGGAGAGCAGAGAAAAUUCAUCUCUCUCUCUCUCUCUCUUGUGUUGGUAUAUAGUUUGGUGCAGUUUAUAAUCAAAUCACUUAUAGUGGCUGUUAGAAACCACAGAAUCUACCUGGUUUCCAGAUUUCCGGGUCAGAUAGUUUAUUAUUUCAUUCCACUUGAUUUAGUUUAUGGAAAGACAGUUUACUUGAUACAAUACAAUACAACUUUAUUAAUCCACAAUGGCAAUUUGAUUUUGGGCAUAAAUAGACAAAAAACAGUGUUGACGUGUGAACACACUUGAGUCUGUUAACUGGGAGAUAAUUGAAGAUUAAACUGCCGUAUUGUUAAAACCAGCAUUAUUCAAAUAGUAAUUGAAGCAUAUUGACUUUUUGGACGAUGCAGAUGUUAAAACCAAUGGUUCAGUAUUAUUGUGCAAAUCUUACUAUUUGUAAGCACUUCAUUUAUAACUGCAAUUGCAACUUUGCAUUCAAAGCAGUGGAGCUUUAAACGACUCGUAAGAUAGACUAGUUGAUUAGUAUUUAUUAUUUGAUUAAACUUAAGUUCUAAGAUCACAAUUAUUGACUUUGGAUUUUCUCUAUUCAGCGGAAUGACAUGUAUAUUUUUUAUUAAUGAGUGAUCAUACUUUUGAUUAACAAUUAAUGGUGAUGAACAUACUGAUCAUGAUUUGUUCUAACUUUCUCUAGAUGUAAAUGCAUUCAGUACUGACAGAUUGUUAACACAUGCAGUACAUUGAGACAUCUGGAUUUUAUGCAUAAUUGUGUUUUAUUAAAGCUUUUUUAUAUUUUAAAAUACAUAAGUAUUUGCUUUAUAACAAUCAGGCUUGACCAAACAAUAU
Messenger RNA from Anoplopoma fimbria (sablefish), 3201 nucleotides. RefSeq names its product membrane-associated ring finger (C3HC4) 2 (gene marchf2). Lineage: Eukaryota; Metazoa; Chordata; Actinopteri; Perciformes; Anoplopomatidae. Gene Ontology annotation, biological process: protein ubiquitination. The transcript is spliced from 4 exons. Bases 80 to 835 code for a protein of 251 amino acids. The record is from RefSeq and is a predicted model, not a curated record. Gene Ontology annotation, molecular function: ubiquitin-protein transferase activity; zinc ion binding.